This is a messenger RNA of Eublepharis macularius, 1229 nucleotides long. RefSeq names its product family with sequence similarity 181 member B (gene FAM181B). The coding region runs from base 175 to 1218 and encodes 347 amino acids. The transcript has a single exon. NCBI's taxonomy places the organism in Eukaryota, Metazoa, Chordata, Lepidosauria, Squamata, Eublepharidae. The record is from RefSeq and is a predicted model, not a curated record.
GAGUCCCCGGAGCAGCUCGCUGGGCUCUGCCGACUCUCCCGGUGACCCAGGCGGAUGGAGGCGGGCGAAGAUGCCGCGCCGCGCCGGCGGGAAUAGCGGAGGCGCGCUUUUGCGCCCAGGCUCGCCUGCCAGCAAACUUGGAGAGCAACCCUAAGCGCGCCUACUCCGAAGUAAAUGCUGUUUUAUGCCACGGGGCUUCCUCCCAGGAAACGGUUUUUAAAAGUGCGCGGAGCGAGGCGGAUUUGUUUUGCAGGGGUCUCUGCACAAAGCGCCGCGAUGGCGGUGCAGGCGGCCACUCUGCACGCCCACCACCACCCCUUCGUGGUGCCCUUCGGCUUCCCGCCCGGGGACUUCGCGGAGCUGGAGAAGGGCUACGACGGCGGGGGCGCCCUGCUGCUCGGCGGCGGCGGCUGCGGCGGCGGAGAGGCCGUGGAGUGGCGCGAAGCCACCCGGGAGCUGCUCAGCUUCAUCGACUCGGCGUCCAGCAACAUCAAGCUGGCCCUGGACAAGCCAGUCCGGUCCAAACGGAAGGUGAACCAUCGGAAGUAUUUGCAGAAGCAGAUCAAGCGCUGCACCGGCAUGAUCGCGGCCGCCGGUGGCGGGGGCGGCCCGGACCCGGCUCUGCCGCCGGACGCGCCCAACGUGUCCAAGCGGACUCCUCCGACGGCUUCUUCCGACGGCGCGGCGCCUUGCAAGCCGCCGCCCAAGCACCGCGAGGCGGGCACGCUGCAGAGCCAGAGCCUGGCCGCCCUCUUCGAGGCCCGUCCGGGAGGCGGCAAGGACGGCGGAGCGGGGCCGUCGGGGGGCAAGAAAGUACCACUCCGCAAGCGCAACCUGCCGCCCUCCUUCUUCACCGAGCCGGCCGCCAAGGAGCCCGCGGGCGCCGGCCCGGAGGAGCUCUUCGACCUGCUGGCCGGCCCCGACUACGGCGGCCUCCUGCCCGAGCAGCCCACGCCACUUUUCCAGACGGGCAGCCGCCUGCAAACUCCAGAUCUGGGCGGGGAGCCGCAUUUGUACGAGCCGCUGCCCCACUUGAUGUACCCCGAGCCUCCGCUGCGCUCCCUUUACCCUGGGCCGACGGACCCUGCCGGGGUGGAGAGCAACCCGACGGCUCACUUGCCCGCCUUCGCUCCUUUCUUCCCCGACUGCCCCCUGCCGGCCGUGCCCUACGACUAUAGCCCGGGCUACACCAGGGGGGGACCUUAUGCCAGCCUUUAGAGGAAGGAGGA